Messenger RNA from Aspergillus nomiae NRRL 13137, 2782 nucleotides. It is a transcript of the gene medA, whose product is annotated as transcriptional regulator medA. The transcript has 5 exons. Bases 1 to 2040 code for a protein of 679 amino acids. Gene Ontology annotation, cellular component: nucleus. The record is from RefSeq and is a predicted model, not a curated record. NCBI's taxonomy places the organism in Eukaryota, Fungi, Ascomycota, Eurotiomycetes, Eurotiales, Aspergillaceae.
AUGGAGUUCGACCCUGAUUUCCAAACCCCGUUGAUUCUAGACGAAUCCUUAGAUCUAUCAGACACUGAAGAGUCACGGUUUAUCGGUUCGCUAUCAGACGGCCUGUUGGCCAAGUCUGAACCCAUCCUGUCUAUGUCUACUCUUCAGAAGCCUCCACAGGCUGCCUUGCUCGAUUACGAAUCUGCUAGGUCCGUACAAGAUGGUGCCUCCUAUUCCAGUUUUGGUCAGGCCCCAUACGUGACGAGCACACCAAUGGUGCCAUCCCCCAUGGCCGACCAUGCGAGUCAAAUAUCCGACUGUGUCCCAUACAUGGGAAAUCAAGAAUAUGCCAGCUCUUACGAAGACAGUCGGUCACCCAUGCUAGGUGGCGAAUCCCGUCAACUACCAGAGGUGAUCUCUUAUUCUCCCCAAAGAGGAUCAGAAGGGACUCGGGUGUUUGUGCAAAUCCAGUCCCCAUAUGACCUUCACACUUCAUCUUAUGCAACUCUUUACCUGGUUUUUGGUUCGAAGAAGUGCGAGUGUGUGCCGCAUUUCCUGGGUUUCCAGGGCUCUUUGUUUCAGUAUGCCCUCUCGGUGGAUACCCCUCCAUUCAUCUCGACGGGCUCCCCAUCUUUCGCUGUGCCCUUGCAAGUGGCGAUGAAUGCCCAAAACGAGUGUCCUUCCACUACCCUUCAGGUUGGUGUGUAUACCUAUGAGAACGCUUCCCAUCCCUCGCCAUCGGACGAGUCUCGAAAGAGGAUCGUGUCAUACUCGGAGGAACCUAGGUCAGCCAAGAGGACGACGGGGCCGCCAAUCCAUGGCAAAGAGCAGCCGCCAGCCUACUCUUAUUCGCCUUAUUUGCAAUCUUUGCCUGCGAUGAAUGGCUUCGUCGCUCCAUAUCACUCGACCUCAUCACCCCGAGUUGCUCCAGCACAUUACUCGACUGUAACGGCAACGUCACAGUCCAACAUCCGAGCACCCUCGCCCCUCGCUCCUUCAUGGAGUCCUUCAUACGUGACUGUUCACGGAGAUUCUAGAGCUCCUGGGUUCGCUUAUGCCCACGGCCUCCGCCACCAAAAGCCAACUUCCCCCGCGCGGAUCACUAACCCAACGCUUAUUCGCACCUCCACACUGCAACAGUCAAGCAGCCUUAGUCAUCACACUCAGUCGUUCAACCCCUAUGCCAUGUAUCCCUCGAAGGCUGUCUUGAAGCUGAAUGGCAGCUUGGACUCGAUGACAGAAAGCUGGACUAAAGAGGAGCGCGAGUCCAAGCGGCGCUUGGUUCAAUUCACUCGUAUGCAAAGUGGGAGCACCAUCCAUGCGGACUUUAACCCAGUUACUCCUGAAGAUCGUGCUCCCAACAGUAUCUGCAUUAGUUGCAUCUACUGGGAUGGCAAAGAUGAAUGCUUCAUCACGAGUGUCGAUACCAUCUACCUCCUUGAGUCCCUUGUUGGUGUGAGAUUCACCGUGGAAGAGAAGAAUCCCGAUAGCGAGGACUUCUUCAAGGUGAUCAUGGGAUUCCCUGCCCCGAAGCCGCGCAAUAUUGAGAAGGAUGUCAAGGUAUUCCCUUGGCGGAUACUCGGCCAUGCUCUAAAGAAGAUCAUUGGUAAAUACUCCGCAAGCUACUCCUCGACCGCUGGGGCCCUUCCCACACCCAUGAGCUCAACUUAUACUAGCAAUGGAGCUGCAUCGGACUCUGGCACCGAACCUCCGAACGCGGCAUCUCCACAGUCUGUCUCUGACACUGGUCCAUCAACUACCUAUGGUGCCCAUGUGGCAGCCGCAGCCUAUUCCCCUCCAGCACAUCACCCUGGGCAUUCCAUGGCUGGCACUCAUGAGCUACGAGCUGUGUUACCUGCUGUUAGCCAACCCUAUCAUCCUAUGCCUGCCCCAUAUUCUUAUCCAGCGGUCUGCCAACAACAGAGUCAACUUGGUCUCACUGCACCUGUUAGCAGAACUUGGGAGAUCAACCCUCUCAUCAAUGCUCCUGGUACAAAUGGAGGCCCCACCUACAACUACUUGACCCCAAUGUCAUACUCCGUUCAAGACCCGUCUCAUUAAGCUGGGACCUUUAUAAUACGUCAUCCCUUUUUCAAUCGCAUUGCACGGCGUUUUCGGUUUUUGUGUGUUCGAACUUAUCCUUCCUGAUAUCCAUUAUCGUCACUCCUUUUUUUAAGCCACGGCGCUGGGUCAAUAAUCAUAUCUUACGAGUUGGCUUCAGCGUUUUCUAUGAUGAUCACUCGGAUGAUCGACGUCUCUCCUUUCAUACUUCAUGUCUUAAUGCCCCAUUCUUUUCGUCAUUUAAAGCCUGUUGACAUGACGCAUUUUAGACGAUCUGUUGUCCGUUCCCUCCAGCAUUUGCAUUAUAUAGGGGCAUUGGGAUUUCACUCCUUUCCGGAAUUUGUACAAUUAUUUUUUGGCAUAGCAUGGCGCUGCUGUCGUUCCUUUUGGUUUCGCAGGUCUGGGUAUUUGGAAUUUGUGGGUGGGAUGGCGAAGGAAAAGUGUGUGCAAUGGGUCUUGUUUGUUUUUCUGAUGCGCUGUGGUUCACUUGUGCCUUGAGCACCGUGAGACUCCAGGCAGACUUUGUGUUCUUUUACUUAUUUGGAUCGAUCUCGAUUGGGUGAGAUUCCACUAUAUAUGCAUAGCUUUGGCGCCUGUGAAUACCGCUAUAUUUUGAUUUUUGAUUUUUUGAUCUUGUUGCUUGAUCGAUUCCAUUCAACCCCCAUCUGUGUUAUUGAUUGACUUGAGAAUGGUUUUAUAGUAUAGUACCCAGAUUCCGCCCAUUAAUAAUAGCUGAUUGUUU